ACGUCAUUCGUUCGAUCAAGUUCGUCGAAGGAAGGGAGUUCUUUCUCAAAGUGAACAAGUGAAAGUUUCCGUAUUUUCGCGUUUACAAUGGCCCAACCUCAACCACCGCCAUAUCAAGCCCAAGAUCCCUACAAUAAGGGAGCCUAUCCGCCACAACAGCCAGGAUAUCCACAACAACCAGGCUACCCACCUCAAGGCUAUCCUCCUCAAGGCUAUCCGCCACAGCAAGGAUAUCCAGCUCAACAAGGAGUACAACAAACUACGAUCAUACAACAACAGCCUGUGACGACAAUUGUAACUGGGGCUAUGUUUGGAGAGGCUCCAGUAUCAAUGGUGUGCCCUCACUGUCGAGCAAGCAUCAUAACAGCCACUGAAUAUGUCCCUGGCACAUUGGCAUGGAUCAUCUGUCUUGUGCUCUUCUUUCUUUUCUGGCCCUGUUGCUGGUUGCCUUUUGUCAUUGAUGGCUGUAAGGAUGUCCUUCAUUCGUGCCCUAACUGUCGAACACAAGUUGGUGCUUACAGACGAAUGUGAUAUUGCGUUGCCGUCACCACCCAAGCUUUAAAGACUGCACUUAUUUUAUAGUCAAUCCACAACUUAUCCAACCAAGAGAAAGUAGAAUUUAGAAUAUGUUUAGAACAUUAAUUACUUUUUAUAGCAUGUAAUGGCAUAUGUAUCAAAAUUUUGCAUGCACACUUUUCAUUUAAUAGAUUUUUGGUCACACAUACAUUUUUAAUGAGACUUUAGCCAUGUAGUUUCAAAAGCAUUCUCAGAGUAAUGUUGUGUGAAUUUUGUACUAUAAUUAAUGUGUGGUAUUAUCUGAGAUCUUACACAAACAUAUGAUACCUAGAAGAAGACCUUAUCAUUGAUUUUUUGUUGUUGUUUUUUUUUGUGUGAACCGGUGUAUUAUACUCCAGUAAUACUUAGCAUUACGCAGGGUUAAGGGUUACACCUAUUUUUAUAGUUGAUUUGCUAGAAUCAUUGACUUAUUAAUCUAUGUAGAUAAAAUGUAAAGUGAUGUGCCUACUCAUGGCAAUUAAAUUGCUAUAUAACUUGUUUAAUGUUUUGAUAAAAUGAAACAAUAAACUAUCAAAGUUCGAUCUGUUUGAGUUACCAUGUCCAGAAAUAAAUUGAAGAUUUAUGGAAAUAUAAAGAUUGUUCCCUGUAGCCAGGUCUUCAAUGAUAAUUUUGUUCAUGGUCACUUAACUAGAGCAGCAAAUGCAACUGUUAAGCUACUUCUAGAGUUUAAAAGAAAAGGGUUGGUUUGUGUAAUUUCUUUAUUCUGUUACACUGUAAUAAUUAAACUUUUUUGUUCUUUCACAGAA
Molecule: messenger RNA, 1322 nt
Organism: Exaiptasia diaphana
Lineage: Eukaryota; Metazoa; Cnidaria; Anthozoa; Actiniaria; Aiptasiidae
Product: cell death-inducing p53-target protein 1 homolog
Exons: 2
Coding region: 88-531 (147 amino acids)
Molecular function (GO): zinc ion binding
Source: RefSeq, a predicted model, not a curated record